This is a messenger RNA of Nyctereutes procyonoides (raccoon dog), 4042 nucleotides long. RefSeq names its product leucyl-tRNA synthetase 2, mitochondrial (gene LARS2). The transcript has 22 exons. Gene Ontology annotation, biological process: mitochondrial translation; leucyl-tRNA aminoacylation. Gene Ontology annotation, cellular component: mitochondrion. Lineage: Eukaryota; Metazoa; Chordata; Mammalia; Carnivora; Canidae. The record is from RefSeq and is a predicted model, not a curated record. Gene Ontology annotation, molecular function: leucine-tRNA ligase activity; ATP binding; aminoacyl-tRNA deacylase activity. The coding region runs from base 183 to 2894 and encodes 903 amino acids.
UGGCGGCGCCCACAGUGACUGUCUGGGCCGUGUUCCCCUAAAAGUGGAAACAGAGGCGUGAGGAGCCACAGGCCAGGGCCUGUGAGCAGGCCUGUACCGUCCUGACCACGAGCCGCUGCCUCCAUCGUUAUCGGAAAGCUUAACCUUAAGCCCCAAGAGAAGGCCUUCUACCUUUCUGCACAAUGGCUUCUGCCUGCCGGAGACUGGGUUUUUACAUCUCUUUUCUGAAAAACCAGCUAGAUGGUGGACCAACUAUCAUCAGUGUAGGAAGGAGAGUGAUUCCGGGAUGUGCCAGAGGUAUUUACAGUGCCACGGGAGAGUGGACGAAGGAGUACACGCUGCAGACAAGAAAGGAUGUCGAGAAAUGGUGGCAUCAACGAAUCAAAGAACAGGCCUCCAAAAUUUCCGAAGCUGAUAAAUCAAAGCCCAAGUUUUAUGUGCUUUCCAUGUUCCCUUAUCCUUCUGGCAAGUUGCACAUGGGCCAUGUGCGUGUGUACACCAUCAGUGACACCAUUGCAAGAUUCCAGAAGAUGAGAGGGAUGCAGGUCAUCAACCCCAUGGGAUGGGAUGCAUUUGGACUGCCUGCUGAAAAUGCAGCGAUUGAGAGGAAUCUACAUCCAGAAAGUUGGACGCAAAGUAAUAUUGAACACAUGAGGAAGCAGCUUGAUCGACUGGGCCUGUGUUUCAGCUGGGAUAGGGAAAUAACUACAUGUUUACCAGAUUACUACAAAUGGACUCAGUACCUCUUUAUUAAACUCUAUGAAGCGGGGCUGGCCUAUCAGAAGGAGGCCUUGGUUAACUGGGACCCAGUGGAUCAAACAGUGCUUGCCAAUGAGCAGGUGAAUGAACAUGGCUGUUCGUGGCGUUCUGGAGCAAAGGUGGAACAGAAGUACCUCCGACAAUGGUUUAUUAAGACGACUGCCUAUGCAAAGGCCAUGCAGGACGCACUGGCAGACCUUCCAGAGUGGUAUGGGAUAAAAGGCAUGCAAGCCCAUUGGAUCGGGGACUGCGUGGGCUGCCAUCUGGACUUCACACUGAAGGUGGAUGGACAAGUCACAGGAGAAAAGCUAACUGCCUACACGGCCACCCCCGAAGCCAUUUACGGUACCUCCCACGUCGCCAUCUCUCCCAGCCACAGACUCUUACACGGGCACAGCUCCCUGAAGGAAACCCUUCAGAAGGCACUUGUUCCUGGCAAAGAUUGCCUCACACCCGUGAUGGCUGUGAACAUGCUCACCCAGCAGGAGGCCCCUGUCGUUAUCUUGGCCAAAGCGGACUUUGAGGGCUCUCUGGAUUCCAAAAUAGGAAUCCCCAGCACCAGCCCAGAAGACACCGUCUUAGCCCAGACUCUGGGCCUACCCUACUCUGAAGUUAUAGAAACUCUGCCAGACGGCACCGAGAGAAUGAGCAGCUCUGCUGAGUUCACAGGCAUGAACCGGCAGGAUGCGUUUCUAGCCUUGACGCAGAAAGCCCGGAAGAAGAGAGUAGGUGGAGACGUGACAAGUAACAAACUGAAGGACUGGCUGAUCUCACGACAGCGGUACUGGGGCACGCCCAUCCCCAUGGUGCACUGCCCGGCCUGUGGCCCGGUACCUGUGCCUCUGCAGGAUUUGCCCGUCACCUUGCCCCACAUCACGUCUUUCACCGGCAAGGGAGGCUCCCCACUGGCCGCGGCUUCAGAGUGGGUGAACUGCUCCUGCCCUAGGUGCAAGGGAGCUGCCAGGAGAGAGACAGACACGAUGGAUACCUUUGUUGAUUCCGCCUGGUACUACUUCCGCUAUACUGACCCGCAGAAUACUCAUAGCCCUUUUAACACAGCAUUGGCAGAUUACUGGAUGCCUGUGGAUUUGUACAUCGGAGGGAAGGAACAUGCCGUCAUGCACUUGUUCUACGCGAGAUUCUUUAGUCAUUUUUGCCAUGAUCAAAAAAUGGUCAGACACAGAGAGCCUUUUCAUAAGCUGCUGGCCCAAGGCCUUAUCAAGGGACAGACAUUCCGCCUGCCAUCUGGACAAUACCUACAGAGAGAAGAAGUAGAUCUCACAGGCUCUGUUCCUGUUCACUCAGAAACGAAGGAGCAGCUGGAGGUAACGUGGGAGAAGAUGAGCAAGUCUAAGCACAAUGGGGUGGACCCCGAGGAGGUCGUGGGGCAGUUCGGCAUCGAUACCAUCCGGCUCUACAUCCUUUUCGCUGCCCCUCCCGAGAAGGAUAUCUUGUGGGAUGUGAAGACUGAUGCCCUCCCGGGCGUGCUAAGGUGGCAACAGCGUCUGUGGACCUUGGUGACCCGCUUCAUUGAGGCCAGGGCAUCUGGGAUGGUUCCCCGGCCCGAGCUCCUGAGGAACGAGGAGAGAGCCGAGAGCAAGAAGCUCUGGGAGUACAAGAAUGCAGUUAUCUCUGAGGUGACCGGCCAUUUCACAGAGGACUUCUCACUGAAUUCUGCAAUUGCUCAGUUGAUGGGACUCAGCAGUAACCUCUUGCAAGCUUCUCAGAGAGUGGUUCUCCACAGCCCUGAGUUUGAGGACGCGCUGUGUGCCCUGGUGGUGAUGGCUGCCCCAAUGGCCCCUCACAUCACCUCGGAGCUCUGGGCAGGCCUGGCACAGGUGCCUGGGAAGCUGUGUGCCCACUACGCCUGGGACGCUGGUGUGCUGCUUCAGGCGUGGCCUACCGUGGACCCGAAGUUCCUUCAGCAGCCUGACGUGGUGGAGAUGGCUGUCCUGAUCAACAACAAAGCCUGCGGCAAAAUCCCCGUGCCCCAAGGAGUCGCGCAGGACCAGGACAAGGUCCAUGAACUUGUCCUCCAAAGCGAGCUGGGUGUCAAGCUCUUGCAGGGGCGAAGCAUCAAGAAGGCUUUCCUGUCCCCUAGAACGGCCCUCAUCAACUUUCUGGUGCAGGACUGACUACAGGAGGGCGGCCUCUGAGGAAGGAGGGGGCCUCCUUCCCACUGCUGCAGGGGAGGAAGGCUUGGGAGUGUGCUGGCCCGGGGCGGGGGAGCAACAGAUGUCCUCGUGCUCUGACAUGGGCUUGGGCAGUGAGCCUGUGUGGCGGGGCCGGUGCAGGGGUGAGGGUGGGUGUGGACAGAGGAGGAGGGCAAGCAGGGGCAGAGGGCUUGGGCAACCGCUGCAGGUGGAGGAAGCCAGCUGACGCAGGUGAAGCCACCAGAGGAACUGCUGGGUGUCCCCUGGGGGUCUACAGGAAGGCAAGAAGAGAAGCAAGUGAGAAUGAACCUGGUGCCUCUUGGGCAGCCUGGGAGCUCUGACUCCUAGAAAUUGUGCUGCCUUAGGCACACCCCGGAAACAUGAGGGUAAACUGAGGACCCACACCCGGCACAGGAGCAGUAUGGACAGCCAGUGUUAAACGGGUGACAGCUUGGGCAUCAAUGCAGAUGGUCUACUCACUCUCACGCUGGACGGGGGAGCCAUUUGGAUCGUGUCCAGAUGUCCAGUGUGUGGCGAGCCCGCUGCAAUCUGCAGAAGCUGCUCUGAGCCUGGUCCCUCUCUGCAGGCGUCCCCGCUGCCGGGCCUGCUCUGCUGCUGACACACGGGCUCUUGGGCGAAGCAUGGCUUCCAACUCCCCCGGGAUGUAAAAUGUGCUGCGGCGUGAAGCAGAACCACGCUGGUUCUGAGCUCAGCUGGUGCCGAUCCCAGGCCCACCGCAGCCCCAUUGGGAGGCUGCUCAUGUGGGCCCCAGAUGGCCCGACGUUGCUGUGCCCCCAGCGCCUCUCGUUAGCCAGAGUGAGCUUGCCCCAGGCGAGUGGGCCGAUGCCACCGAGCGCUGCCUCCACGUUCGAGCCACCACUGCCGUCUGGCUGCCAGCGAGGUUGUCCGUGCAUUAGGGUAAUCUGGUUUUAUGUGAAGUCAACAAUUAGGUGCUCUUACCAGAACUGGCCUGAGCCACUGAUGAACGCUUAUUGGGGAAGUGGAGGAGAGUGCAGCCAUUCUGCGCCCCUGAAAAUCUCUAUUAUUUUUCCGAAGUAGCCUCACAUGUGGCUACAGCUUAGCAGCUAACAGAUGACUUUUUUUUAACGCAAUAAAAUGUUUGUCAUGUA